UAGACGGCGAGUGGGACCUUUUCCUGCUGGCUUUUUUGUUGUAUUUUUGUGGUAUUUUUAUAUCAAUUAUCGGUGCGAAAAGCAGACGGAAGAAAACAGAACACAACAACAAAAAAAUAGUUGCAGCAACAACGUGUGUUUUCCCGCGGCGAAGGCGGCGCCAGUUGCGAAUAAAUUGCAAAUAAUCACCUCUCGGCAAAAGUUGAGCAGAGCGAAAAGCGAAAGAGAAGGCGUGUGAGCGUGACGAAGAGAGCGAGAGAGCGGACUACGGAAUACGGAAUAUCGAACGGGAAUAGGAAUAUCGAGGCUUCGACUAGCAAACGGCAAAACCCAACUGGCUGGGGAGCAAAUGUCAAAUUGCGGCGCAUAAAUACAUUAAUUUGAAGCCCCCCGCACAAGUCAGGCUCAUCCAAAAUUACACACACACACCAGGCAGCAGUUGUCGCAACAGGAAAAAAGGAUUUCAACAACACACGAUGUACGCCGGAGCAUAUGCACCCAACGCCGGCGGCGUUCAACAGCACACAGGCGGCGGCUACUACGGCAACGGUGCCGCCGCGGGAGCGGGCGGAGGGGGGAACGGAGCCCCUCGCCACGAGCGACCCUACUAUCCGCGCAGCAACUUUGCCGGCACAGCCGGUGGAGCGGCCCUCAACGGAGCCGCCGGUGCCGCCGGUAGCAUGCACUUUGGCCAGCCGUACGGCGUGAUGGCCUACGGCAUCCAGAACGGUCUGGGCAUGGGCGCCGCUGGCGCCGGCGGCGGUAAUCCGUAUCGCCAGCAAAACGGCGUCGCCUUUGCGGGCAACGGUCUCGGCGGAGGAGGCGGAGGAGGCGCCGGAGGAGCCGGUGGCUAUGGCGGUCCACGGGGAAAGAAUCCCAACUACGCACAACGCUACCAGAAGCCGCACAACGGAGGCGGCGGCGGAGGAGGCGGUGGUGGCUACCAGAGCAACAACUACAAUGCUGCCGCUUUGGGCAUGCUCUCCAAGGAGGAGCGGGCAGAGAUCCAGCGCGAGAAGGCCAAGAAUCCCGGCCGCAACCUGGUCAAGCCCGUGUGGGAGAACCUGGAGCCCUUCCACAAGGACUUCUACAACAUUCACCCCAAUACGCUGGCCAAAUCGGAGCAGCAGGUGGCCGAUAUACGGCGCGAACUGGAGAUCACCGUUUCGGGCAACGAACUACCCCAUCCGGUGGUCAGUUUCGAGGAGAGCUCGCUGCCGGCCCACGUCAUCGAUGAGAUGAAACGCCAGGGAUUCACCAAGCCCACGGCCAUCCAGUCGCAGGGCUGGCCCAUCGCCCUCAGUGGCCGCGAUCUGGUGGGCAUUGCCCAGACGGGAUCCGGCAAGACGCUGGCCUACAUGCUGCCGGCCAUUGUGCACAUCGGCAACCAGCCGCCCAUUUUGCGCGGCGAGGGACCCAUCGCCCUGGUUUUGGCUCCCACACGUGAGCUGGCCCAGCAGAUCCAGUCGGUGGUGCGCGACUAUGGGCACCUGUGCAAGCCCGAGAUCCGCCACACUUGCAUCUUUGGCGGCUCCUCGAAGGUGCCGCAGGCACGCGAUCUCGAUCGCGGCGUCGAGGUGAUCAUCGCCACGCCAGGACGACUGAUCGAUUUCCUCGAGAACCGCAACACCAAUCUGCAGCGAUGCACCUACCUCGUGCUGGACGAGGCCGAUCGCAUGCUGGACAUGGGCUUCGAGCCGCAGAUCCGCAAGAUCAUCGAGCAGAUUCGCCCCGACCGCCAGGUCGUCAUGUGGUCCGCCACCUGGCCCAAGGAGGUGCAGGCCCUCGCGGGCGACUUCCUCAACGAUUACAUCCAGAUCAACAUUGGGUCGAUGAGCCUGUCGGCCAACCACAACAUCCGCCAGAUCGUCGAGAUCUGCACCGAGAUGGAGAAGCCGCAGCGCAUGGUGCGCCUGCUCAAGGAGAUCGCGCCGAGCAACAAUUCGGCCAACAGUGGCAACAAGAUCAUCAUCUUUGUGGAGACGAAGAUUAAGGUGGAGGACAUUUUGCAAAUCAUCCGCACCGAGGGCUACACCGCCACCUCGAUUCACGGCGACAAGACGCAGAACGAGCGUGAUUCCGUGCUGAAGGACUUCCGCAACGGCAAGUCCAACAUUCUGAUUGCCACCGAUGUGGCCUCUCGCGGCCUCGACGUCGAGGAUCUGCAGUAUGUGAUCAACUACGAUUACCCCAACUCCUCGGAGAACUAUGUGCACCGCAUCGGACGCACUGGCCGCUGCCAGCAGCUGGGCACUGCCUACACCUUCUUCACGCCCGACAAUGCCAAGCAGGCGCGCGAGCUGAUCUCGGUGCUCGAGGAAGCCGGCCAGACGCCGUCGCAGGCGCUGCUCGAUCUGGCCCGUUCGAUGCCCAGCUCGGGCGGCUAUCGCGGCAACAAGCGGUGGAACAACAACGGCGGCGGCGGUGGUGGAGAUCGCAAUUCUGGCGGCCACAACGGCGUCUAUCAGCAGCGCAACAGCAAUCCGCUGAACUACCAAGCGGGCAACAGCUACAACAACAAUCGCGGCGGUCCACCAGCUGGUGGUGGCUACCAGCAGUAUGCCGCUGGCGGCAAUAGCUAUCAGCAGAACGGAGGAGGGGGAGGCAACUGGAACCGAAUGAACCAAAUGGGACAGGAUGGCGGCCAGCAGCAGCAGCAGCAGCGCAACGGCAACACCUAUCGUCCGCGGGCUCCGUUCAAUAAUGGAGGACCACGUGCCAUAAUGGGUCACCAGGGCGGCGGUGGAGGAGCAGGAGGCGUGGCUGGUGGCCCGCAGCCGCACAUGGCGCCCCAGCAGGGCGGUCAGUACAUGCCGCAGGCAUAUCGCAGCCGCGGACAGUUUGUGCCGCAGGGAGCGGGAGCUGGGGGAAUGCCGCCCAGAUUCCAGCAGUAUCCGAAGAGGGAGUAUCAGCAGCAGGGAGUGCCGCACUAUGGACAGCAGGCUGUGCAGCAGCAGCAGCAGCAGCAGCCGCCGCCGUCGGUGGUGCAGCCAAAGCCGCCCAAGGAUGAGGGCAACAAAUAUGCCCAGGCGCAGCCGCCACCGCAGGCUGCGGUGACCACCUCGCUGGUCCAUUACACGCCGGCCAAUUCGCCACCGAUAGCGGCCGUAGCCACUGCCACGCACGGAGCCUCGUACAUCUACGAUGCGGCCGGAGUGCUGACCUCCAAUCCGGGCACCAAUCCGUAUGCCAAUCAGUUCAGCAUGCCGGCCACCUACUAUGCCGCCCAGCACCACCAGUUCGCCCCGGCGGUGGCUGGACCCGGACCGGGACCAGGACAGGCCAUCGAGCAGGCGGGCCACCAAUAAGAGGAAGAGCAGCAGCUUUAGCAACAAACAACAACCAACAAGC
Drosophila takahashii is the source of this 3351-nucleotide messenger RNA. RefSeq names its product maheshvara (gene mahe). The record is from RefSeq and is a predicted model, not a curated record. Gene Ontology annotation, cellular component: ribonucleoprotein complex; cytoplasm; nucleus. Gene Ontology annotation, molecular function: ATP binding; RNA binding; RNA helicase activity. Lineage: Eukaryota; Metazoa; Arthropoda; Insecta; Diptera; Drosophilidae.